Messenger RNA from Pelodiscus sinensis (Chinese soft-shelled turtle), 1853 nucleotides. Its product is annotated as zinc finger protein 688-like. NCBI's taxonomy places the organism in Eukaryota, Metazoa, Chordata, Testudines, Trionychidae. The record is from RefSeq and is a predicted model, not a curated record. Gene Ontology annotation, biological process: regulation of DNA-templated transcription.
AACCGGCCGUGAGAUCUCGGGGUCUGACGGGCACCAGGUCCUGGUGGGGGCGGGACGCGGGGAAACGUUUUAGCUGCAGCCCCUGGAAACGCGCCGCGGCCCGGCCUGGCUCUAGGGCCGGAGACUCCCUGUUCGGCGUCUGCUCCGAGCGGCCUGGCUCCCGCUGUUAGGCAGGGGCCGGGAACCCGCGGCCUAGGGGUCGGACAUGGCCCCACCCUGCCUGGAACUGGCCUCUGAAGCUCAGGGAACCCUCCAGUAUUGGGGAGCCUGCCCUGGCUUUCUGGACACCCCGUCCCCGCCACUGUCUGCACCACACACAAUCUACUUGGUUGGACCGCCCUGCUCUGUGGUGAAUGUGGAGAGUCGGGCCACAUCAGUGAGGUUUUUUGGGGUUUGUUCAGUUUUGCUUCUCACUUGAAUGACCCUGCCCACAUAAGGUCCCCCGCCCAAUUUUUUUUUUAUAGGGGAGGCAAAGUCUGUGCAGGGACCAAGCUGACUGAGUGGGUAGGGAGAUCCCACAACUGGCUGCAAGGCCAAGGGAGAAGCCAAAGGGUAAAAUUGGGGCAGGCAGCAGAGUUAAGAAUAGGAUCCGAAAAACCAGAAAAACAUCCCUGAGGGUGGGGAGCAUUUGCAGUGGUUGUAAAAAUACAGGAGGGGACAGCACCCCCUUCCCAGCUCUGAGUGGGUGGCUAGUGCCCGGAGAAGAUGCCCGUUUCCUACUUGAGAAGUGGACACUGCCUAAGGAGGCUCUUCUCCUGCCAGGCUGCAGAACACCCAUGUCUUCCCCCAGCUCAGCCCCUGGCCUGCAGAACCAGGGACAGGAAAUGGCUGUGGCGGAGCCAGUGAGGUUCGAGGAAGUGGCUGUGUAUUUCUCUGAGGAGGAAUGGGCUCUGCUGGACCCGGGCCAGAGAACCCUCUACUGGGAUGUGAUGCAGGAGAAUUAUGAGUCUGUGAGCUGGCUGGGAUUUCCAUUUUCUAACGCUCAUGUGAUCUCCAGAGUGGAGUUACAGGUCCCAGAUUCCCAGAGCUGUGAGGAAGGGGAAAUUAUCAGCAACACCCACAGAGGUGAUGGAAUGCUAACUGAGAACCACGAGAAGAGUCUUUAGCAGGAAGGACUGGAACAAGUGACUCCAUGUGGGAUGUUAUUGGGAAGACCUGAAGGGCAUGUUUCCCAGAUAUGUGAGCAAGGAGAGACCUGUCAGAGUCAGCAUAGCCCAGAAAGGCAGCAUGGAAACCAUCCAGGAGAGGGACAGGGUAAAUCCAAUCACAGGAGCAGAGAGGAGAAAAGAAAUAUAGAAACUGUUGAACAGAAAAUCCCCCAUCAACAGUCACCCUGCACUUGUAGUGACUGUGAAACUCUUGAACAUCAAAGAGCCCACACAGGAGAGAAACCCUUCAAGUGCUUUGACGCUGGGAAAAGCUUCAGUGAGCACUCACGCUUUACGAACCAUCAGAAAAUAUAUAUAAAAGAGAGACCCAUAACUGCUCUGACAGUGGGAAAAACUUCAGUAGAAGUGAUCACCUUGUUAGAUAUAGGAGGACCCACACAGGAGAGAAACCUUUCAAUUGCUCUGACUGCGGGAAAAACUACAGCUGCAGGUCUAACCUUGUUACCCAUAGGAGGACCCACACAGGGGAGAAACCUUUCAAUUGCUCUGACUGCGGGAAAAGCUACAGCUGCAAGUCAAACCUUGUUACCCAUAGGAGGACCCACACAGGGGAGAAACCUUUCAAUUGCUCUGACUGCGGGAAAAGCUACAGCUGCAAGUCAAACCUUGUUACCCAUAGGAGGACCCACACAGGGGAGAAACCUUUCAAUUGCUCUGACUGCGGGAAAAGCUACAGCUGCAAGU